AUGACGCAGUCAGCUAUAGAGCAGGGAUGCGAUCCCGAAGAUCUCGCAUAUGGGUCUAGUAGCCGGAGUGUUCUUCAUGAGUUCGUGCGGCGUUUUGAUAAGCGUAAAGUCCGUUCUGACGAGGAAGCUUUUAAUAUCAUUCACAAAAUAAUUGGACUGGGGUGUGAUAUCGACGCCUGCGAUUCUUAUGGGAUGACACCUCUCCUGGUAGCUGGCUCGCUGGGAGAUUUUCAAGAAUUUCAAAUCCUCGUCCGUAUGGGAGCCAAUGUUAAAGCAACUGAUGACGAUGGAUGUGGAGCUCUUUAUCUGCUACUGAUCGGACUUGAGCGUGGAAAGACCGCUCAACAGCAAGCCGGUUUCCGCGAUGCAUUGGUUACAGCUCUCAAGCAUGGAUGUUCUCCGACUAUACCAGACCAUAAGGGAAACACGCCAUUUGACGUAAUCCAUACUAGGUCUAAAUGGCUUGUGUGGAAGGAGGUACUCCAAAAGACGGGAUAUAAGCUGAUUGAUGGUGAUUUUGGUGCCAUACCAGUCCUAGUUUCUACGGAUGAAGAAGGAGUGGAUCUAAGAGCUCCUAUCUCAGGUAAAUCAAUUGAGAACUGGAGAGAAAGGGCGAAACCGUGGAGAGAUGAAUAUUGGUGCCAGGUUGAAAAACGUUGGAAGCUUGAGUGGGAAGCAGAAUAUGCUGAGUUAGUAAGGAGGAAGAAUCGCGAAGUGAGAAUUAUCUCAUGAAAGUGGGGAGUCGAGUUCAGAGAAUACAGGAGAACAGACCUCGAGGAAGAUUUAGGAAGCAGACAAGCCCCAAUGUCAGAACCACGCCCUGGCACUUAG
Hymenoscyphus albidus is the source of this 831-nucleotide messenger RNA. Lineage: Eukaryota; Fungi; Ascomycota; Leotiomycetes; Helotiales; Helotiaceae. The record is from the annotation of a GenBank genome assembly.